GGUGUCCGACCGAAACGAAAGAUCUCCGCAACCGCUAAGCAAAACGAAACUAGAAUAGAGAGUUUUUAUUAUUAAUAAAUUGAUAAAUUAAUUAACAAAUAUAAUAGUACUAGAUAUUCGAAAGAAUCUAAGCAUCAGCUGAAAUAUAUAUUAUUGAAAUUAAAGUAAUAUUGAUAGCUACCUGUGACGACUCGAAAACCACAACGAAUUGUGUAAAAGUGUAAAAGGAUUUCCAAGUGUUAAAUGAAAAAUGAUUUAUUGAAGCAACUAUUGUAGAUGUGCACUGAAAAAUUUUGAAGAGAAUAUUUUUACUUAGUACGCGCCACGUUCUAUACUAAAAGUAACAUUAGUAUACAGAUUGACGUCAUUGCGAAAUACACUGCGAGAAACAAGACCGACAAGUAAAUAAACAUUUGUUUUUAUUACGAAACUUGUGUGGAGUGAGAGCAAGAAAUUUCUCAUGUUAAUUACGACGCCAGCCAAACUUUGUUCUAGUUAAUAUAUCCAAGGUUUUUAAUGUUAAUGGAAAAUCCUAAAUGAAACUCAGCGGCAGCGAAAUUGAUCCAUAUAACUUCCAAUGAACAGAGUAAAAUAUAACGAGACUUUCGCUUAGGUCGGACCACACCGCAUAUGCAGCAUAUACAUAUAUUUAAAAAAUAACCAAAAAAUAAACGACGGCUAUAUUUUUUAUAAAUGUUAACCGCAAACACGAUAUCUGUGUAAGGUUCUCACAUAAAAAAAUGGCUGAAAAUCAAAUAAAAACGACCUCUAGCAAAGGGUUCAAUGAGAGAAACGCACACAUCUUGUUGCCCCACAAUGGGGCAGUGCGUAAAUUGGAGCAAGAACGGGACUCCAAUGAAAAACAGAGCUUCCAUGAAGACUGGCGAAAGCUAGACUUAGGCAAAAAUAAAUUGAAACGUAAGAAAAAGCUGAGCGCAUCGCUCACAUCCGUUGGGGAUGCCGUCAAUCAGGAGAAACGCACACGCAUCGAGGGCAUUAAUUUGAAUAUAAAAUGCCGUUACAAGAACAAUAACGGCACAGACGAGGCUGCCAACUCGCCUGCGGCAAAAGACCCAGUCAGGCAGCCCAACAAAGUCGAAAGACCCGUUAUUAUUGGCGGCGUAAAUGUGCUUUCAGCCGCACCACAGCGCUUUAAGCGCAAGCUUCAAGAGAAUCUGGACACAAUACAAAAGCUAAACGCACUCGCCGAGCAGCUGCGUUUGGAAGUGAAUGAGCUAAAGUCCAGUCUGAUAACAGAACGCGGUGCUGUGCGCGCCUUAAGAGCGCAAAACGAUGCCGACAGUCGAAAAUGGCGCAACGAAGUGAAGAAACUGCAGCAGACGCUGGAGUCAACGAAAAAAUCAAAUGGAAAUAAGAAAAUCAACGAGCUGGCCGUGGAGGCCAGCAGUCAUGUGGCCGCCGAUGGCCUAAUCAACUAUGAAAUCCAAAGACUGACAAAUGAAAUUGCCGUGCUAAAGGAAGCAAACAAAACCAAAGAGGAGAAAACCCAGAUCAUUGGGCAGGCUGAUAGACGUAAGGCAGCUGAUAUGCGCCAAUUGAAAACUGCAUAUGAAAACCGAUUGACUCAGAUACAAAAGUCAGCCAAAAUUGAAAUAACACGUUUGCUAGAGGAAAUCAAAACCAAAGAACGUAAUAUAGGACAACUAAGAAAGGAUUUGCAGACACUGCAAAAUGGCAAGAGACAAAGUGAAGCCAAAACGAAACCCAAAACGAACGAAUCAAGCCAAAAGCUUAAGAAGCCAACUACGAAAACAACAACAACUACAAUUACAAUAGCCACAAAAGCUAAAAACGAAACAGACAUCAAUGAUAUACUAGCAAAUCCCCUAAACCAGGCUCAAGUUACAACUGAGAUAACCCAACUCAAGAAUAUUGAGCUAAUCAACAAUACGAAGAAUGUGCAUAAAUCAACGCUCGAAAUGCGUACAACAAAGCAACAGCAACAACAACUAAAACAACAACAACAACUUAAACAACAUCAGCAACAAGAAAAGCAACAGAUGAAUCAUGAACAAAUCAUGACUGGAGAGGGAACAACAACAACAACAUGGAUGGAAACGCUGCUCACGAGCAGCGCUGCCGCUACAAAGCCCACAACCAGGGAAUACCGAACAAAGGACCACAACUCGGAUACAGACUCAGCGCUGUCUUCAGCGCCGCCUUCAAUUAGUCCACAGCCACCUUCCAGUGGCGCCGACAGCGGCGUCAUGUGGCAAGCACUGCAAGAUCUAGACAAGUUGCAAAAGGAAGUGGAAAUCUAUCACAAGGAAAACGAGCGUCUGCAAAGCGAACUGCAGCUGAUAAAACAGGAACUGCUGGCAGCCGAAAAGGCCGCCCUCUCGGCCAACAACAACCACACACGUAUCAAUGAGCUGCUGCAGCGCAUCAAGGAUAUGGAGGAGCAGCAAGUGCAGCUUAACACCGAAGCGAACGAGCUGCGUGAACAGAAUGAACUGCUCGAAUUUCGCAUACUCGAACUAGAGGAUGAUAAGAUGGAUGGCACCUGUGAGGAUCAGUGUCAACGUUUGGAAAACCUAUUGCGCAAGAACGCCCAGCAAUUGGAUGACAGGGAUAAACGCUGCCUGCAACAGUUGCUGAUGUGCGUGCAGCAACUCGAUCUGGAUGCGAUGGCCGAACAGGAUAGCUGGCAGGCAACGAAAAUCAAUAGAAACCCGAAACAUAAAUUCAAGUGUGGUCUCAUUUUGCUGCCUUUGCAGACGAAAACGGAACCACGUGCCAGGCACAGUCGCAUCGUAGCCACCGUACAGCCGUAUAGUAACAGUGCCACACCCAGUGCGCCCACAACGCCAAGCAAACAACUGCAGAGAACUGGCAGCAGCGCCUGGCAGAACAGCAGCCUCAGCGAGAGCGGUGUGUUUGUCGAGUGCGAUUUAUCCACAACGUCAACGGAACGCGAACCUCAUCCCCACCUUCAAUAUUAUCAGGAGCGUCUCAUCCAGUUGGAGGGCAAGCUCCUGGUCUAUGAGAGCAGCGGCGAAACGCAGGCAAAGCAUUUGGCGGAGCGUCUGCAACGUGAGUUGCAACUGAAUAAGCAGGUGAAGGAGCUGAUCGAGCGUGUGGAGGUGCUUGUGGAGCAAAACGCGCUGCUGGACGAGGCCAAGUGUGAGUUUGAGGAGGCGGAGAACGAUACACGUCUACAUUUGCAGCGUAACGAGGAGGAACUGGAAAUACUGCGACAGCGUAACGUGGAGCUAGAGUUCGGUAAGGACGCUUUAGGCGCAAAGUAUCGGGACUGCCGUGCUGAGUGUCUGAUAUUGCGCGAGGACCUAUGUGCUGCCGAGACUCAGCUGGAGCAUCUGCGGGCGGAGAGACAACGUGCCAAGCAGCAAUUGGAGAGUCUGCGCCGAUCCAUUCCCCUACUGCUAAUUUACCACCUAUUAGCGCUUGUCAGGAUUAGCCCUGGUACCAGCAACAUGGGCAAUGAGGAGUCCCUGCCACAACGCACACAAGCUGGCGCCUCACAGCCGGCCUGUGGCCCCUGCAGUUCCGCUAAACUCAAGCAGAGCUUUAUCAAAAACUGCGCGAAUGCCAGUCAGGAUCCAGGCGCAGCGCGUGAGAUUAAUUAUCUAAAGGAAGAGAUCAAGACUUUGCGUUGUUCCCUUAAGGAUCUCAAUACGCGUCAUUAUGAGGCCAUGGAAACGGCUGACUCCCACUGGGUCGAUCUGGAGCGUGAGUACAAGUCGCGCGAGGAGGCCUAUCGUACCAAAGAGGUGUGCCUGAAGCAGAAGAUUAACAAGCUGCAGGAUUGCCUGCGCGAUGAUUCGCGCGCUGCUGCCGAGAAGAUACAACAGUUAGAGGAAACUGAGCAUGGACUGAAGACGUGCCUGGUGCGUCUGACCAAGGAGCAUCGCGAUCUGAUGGAACAGAAUCGUGCGAUGGAAAAGGAAAUGGAAAGCCGUGCGGCCGCGGAACGUCUCGCUACGGAGCAACUACAGCCACUGACCGAAGAGCUGGAGAACGAAAAGCGACGCUGUCAGACGCUGAUCGACGAUCUCAGUUUUGCCAAGAAGCUGCAGCAGAGCAUGGAGGAGCAGCUGAAAGCCGAAACUGAUUGCCUCCGCCAGCAGAUCUACGAUCUGAAGAAGGAGCUUAUGCACAUCGAGGUGACCAAUGGUGAGCUCAAGGAGGAGGUGCGCACGCUGGAGGCGAAAAUUGCAGAAAUGGAGGAACAGCUGAAUACGUGCGAAGAGCGUGCAUGUUGCCUGGAAGAUGAGCUGCGCACUAAGGAUGAGCUAGUGCAACGACUGGAGAAGAAGCUAGGCGUCUGCCCCGAAGGCUUUAGUCUGGCCGAUGAGCUCUACGACAGUCCGGAGAAGCGUGCAAAGCGUGAGGAGAUCAGAGAUCUGGAGGCAGCCAGCCAAGGCCUGGGCUGUGCUUUGAGGGAUUUGGAGCGCCGCGAACGAGAGCUGCCCACGCACAAGGACUUCCAGACGAUAGCCUGCAGUGUGAAGCAGUUGGCGGAUACCAUACUCCACGCCCAGAAGCCACCGGUGAGUGAAUGUGAAUGUGAAGGCGCUCAGGAGCGCCCGCCUACUCCAUGUCAGACUUCUGCAUCGAAGCGAGAGGCUGAGAAAGGGGAGAAGAAAGAGGGCAGUAAGGAAGGGGAGGCAGAUGCGGCAAAGGCUGCCACUGAAAAGGCGGCCGACGAGGAGGCGCCCACAGAAGGGGCUCCCGCUGAAGGGGGGACCGCCGAAGGGGUGCCAACCGCAGAGGCGCCUGCCGCAGAGGUGCCCGCCGAGGGGGUGCCCGCUGAAGAGGCGCCCGCCGAGGGGGUGCCCGCUGAUGAGGCAGCAGCUGCUGAUGAGGAGGCUGCGGAAGCACGAACCAGCGGCAACGUAACCCCACGCCGAACUGCAGGUGGCGGAUUGUCGGGCAGGGAGGGGAUUGGCCUAACCCAGAUUGGCAAGCAGUUAAAGCAGCAAAUCUGUGAGGUGCCCACAACGCUGCGCCGGCUGAUAUAUGGCAAGCAGUCGCCGCAGUUGCAGCAGCCGCUCCAGCCAAUGGAUCCGCAAGUAAAUCUCAAGCAGAAGCUGCAGGAAGCACGUUUGGAGCGGACGCAGCUGCGUCACAAGCGUCAGCAGUGCAAGCGCUUUGUCAGUCAUCGCCUCUAUCGCAGUCGUGUGCGACGCAGCGGCGGCACCAGUCGUCCAAUCGAGAUGAACCUCCAUCAUAGCUAUUCCGUUGCUAGUUUCCAUUCGGCAGCCUCGGUGCACACGGCGCACACGGAAUCAUCGCCUGGAACAUCGCGCACACAGUAUGUGGAGAUCAUCGACGCACAGUGGGAGCAGGCGCAGCUGAAUGGCCUGGCCCAGACGGAUCCCAUCAGCUCGCAAAGCCAGCUGGUGCAGGCGACGCCGCAGGUGUGCGACCAGCAGCUGCAGACAGAGUGCAACACCCAGGAGUGUGGCAUACAAGCGGAGAAUGUAUGCGUGGAGGCGCGCCUGCUGCUGCUGCCGGGCAGAACACGUGCCUUUAUGCAGCUGCUGCAGGAGUGCAUCAAUAUUGAGGAUGACAACUUUGGCGUGAAUGUGUUCCGGGCACGUGUGCUGCAGCUGUGGGAGGGUAGCGAAGAGUUUCGUGAGCAUAUCGAGCUGCUGCAGGAUCUGUGCACCGAUCAUACGCGUGCACGCGACACACCCGAGCUUUAUGAGAGCUACGAUGUAUUCGUGGCCGUGCUGGGCUGUGUGCGUGCCCUGAAAUUUGCUCUCAAACCAAGCAAUUCGCCGUUGCUGCACCAGUUGGAGGAGCGCAUCAAUGAACGUUUGAUAAGUUUUCAUAAUCACAAAGUGGAAUCGGAAUUCUAUUGCACCAUCUACUAUCCGGUGGAGCGGCAUAAUCCCUUGAAAUUCGGCGAGGAUACGUGAAU
Messenger RNA from Drosophila montana, 5908 nucleotides. It is a transcript of the gene Pif1A, whose product is annotated as adventurous-gliding motility protein Z. Gene Ontology annotation, cellular component: type III intermediate filament. The coding region runs from base 741 to 5906 and encodes 1721 amino acids. Lineage: Eukaryota; Metazoa; Arthropoda; Insecta; Diptera; Drosophilidae. The transcript has 12 exons. The record is from RefSeq and is a predicted model, not a curated record.